CUACAUCGGCUCUCAAAUAAUACCAAUGACGCGUCCCAAAGAACAUCUAUGAAAACCCCCAAUAAUGAAACGAAGAAAACAUGACACAAGCGCUAUCGCUUUUAAAAUUCAUAAAAAUACCCAAGAAACUGCAACGUAGGCGAAGCGUAUGAUGAACCAGGGAACAAAACACUGCCUCCAAGUGCCUUAAAACAACGAACUGAAUAAACUAUUAGUGAAUAUAUCACUGGUGCUCCGUACAAUAAUAUAGUAAACGAAAUAAUGUUAGACGUCCCUCGCGCGGACUCACCCGAGAAAGGACUCAAGCGAUUAAGAUGUUAGACGUUUUUCGUGGUUUAAAGAAUCUUAUAAAGGUGAACUAUGUACAAAUCGACUCGCCGGUAUUCAGGCUGCACUACUCUAUAACGGUCAUCCUGCUGAUCGCGUUCAGUUUGAUCGUGACCACGAGGCAGUACGUAGGAAACCCGAUCGACUGCAUCCACACCAAGGACAUCCCGGAGGACGUCCUGAACACCUACUGCUGGAUCCACUCCACGUAUACCCUCAAGAGCUUCUUCAACAAGAAGGUGGGCGUGGAGGUCCCGUACCCGGGCAUCGGGAACAGCCGCGAGAAAGGGACGGAAGAUAUGAGCGACAGGAAGAUCUACAAAUACUACCAAUGGGUGUGCUUCUGUCUAUUCUUUCAGGCUAUGCUGUUCUACGCUCCCCGAUGGCUCUGGAAGUCGUGGGAGGGCGGCAAGAUCCGUGCGCUGAUGAUGGAUCUCGAUGUGGGCGUCUGCACGGAGAUAGAGAAGAAAACGAAGAAGAAGCUCAUCCUGGACUACCUGUGGGAGAACCUGCGGUACCACAACUGGUGGGCCUACCGGUACUACCUAUGCGAGGGGCUGGCCCUUGUCAAUGUUAUAGGGCAAAUGUUCCUGAUGAACCGGUUCUUCGACGGCGAGUUCAUGACGUUCGGGCUCGACGUCAUCGCCUACAUGGAGUCCGACCAGGAGGAUCGCGUCGACCCCAUGAUUUACAUAUUCCCAAGGAUGGUAAAGUGCACACUAUUCAACAAAUUCGGCUCCUCGGGCGAAGUGGAGCGGCACGACGCGCUGUGCAUCCUGCCGCUCAACGUCGUCAACGAGAAGAUCUACAUCUUCCUCUGGUUCUGGUUCGUCAUCCUCGGCAUCCUCACCUUCAUCACUCUCCUCUACCGGCUCGUCAUCAUCUUCUCCCCAAGAAUGCGAGUCUACAUGAUGCGAAUGAGGUUCAGGCUCGUCAGGAGAGACAACGUCGACACCAUCGUCAGACGAAGCAAAAUGGGCGACUGGUACCUACUCUACAUUCUCGGAGAGAACCUAGACUCCGUCAUCUUCAGAGAUAUAAUGCACGAGUUCGCGAACAAACUCAAUCACAACUACCAGCACCAUAUCCACGGCGUCCCAGACGCGUGACCUCCGAUCCCCGGGUGGGUGUUCCACACAUGACUAACGUCGUUGCAGCGUGACAUGGACCCACCCGUUUGAAUGAUCAAACUCACCACGUAUAUCCACAGAGUGACGUAUUCCUCUCGCGGUAUACAAGCGUGGCCCAAGUACGCUGCCCUGCGGCAUCCCUGCCCAGACUGGACAAUACAAAGUGUAUCAAAGACUUUCUUAAUCGAUACUAUCUGUAAUCGUAAGAAUCGUAACAGUGCAAUUCUAAACACGCAAUAAUAGUUUGUACUUAAUCUUUAAGAUUACGUGAUCUCAGGAUGAAUCCUAUCGAAGGCCUUUAAAAGUCAGCAAUGGCGGCUAUCCGGUUAGAGUAUCUAGUGUUCAACUUUUAGAAGUAUUUUAUUAAGUCUCGCUGUUCGUAGUGAUUGAAAUGGCUUUCUUCUUUUCUAUUCUAGCUAAUAAAUUGAAUGUAAGCACAUAAAUAGCACACAACUUACCUUUUUUUACACCAUUUCUCACUUACCAAAGAUUUGACAGACCAAUAAUAAAGCAAUAAUUACAUUAAUAUUUAUAAAUACCUAAUGUAGUUUAGACUUGAGAAUACUAUUCGGGAUUCCAGCUUAAACACUUUUUUUAUUUAUCUACUUUGAUGUCGGUGAAUGGAACCGUUCAUAAUACCUGUAGGUGUAUCUGUAGGUACUUUUGCGUGCCAAAAGACAUUUUGCGUUGUUUAACCGAACGAGUUAAUGUUAUCCUUACUUUUAUAAGCAAAGCAAAUAAAUUCUAUUCGAAACUUAUUUACGUUUUGAAUAGCAAAUAAACGACUGAUUAUUUUCGCACACGUCGAAAAUUUACUCUAAACAAAUUGGCAUUAACGUUUUAUUGUAAUUAACGAAGUGAAUCUCGAUAAUUUAUCUGACUUUAUCUUUAACAGGUCACUUAAUUAACUUUCCAAAUCUGGAACUAGACUAAGAUAUAUUGGAAAGAACUUAGCUGUGCCUAAUUCGUUACCUCGUACUAGACGAUGCGAAGUUGUUGGGAAUUGUUGUGUUCGUAUGGAUAUUAGAAGAUAAUGUGUAAAGGCUUACAGCUUAAGUCAAAAAACUUUGUUUCAAUCUUCGUACAUUAUGUGACUUUUAGAUUAUCAAUAAGAUUGACUUUAUCAUUAAGUUAUUUUUGAACCAUAAGUCAAAACGGAUUCUUCUUCGUCUCGAUUCAAAGUGUCUGUAAUCACUACGUUGAGUUUAAUUUAAUCACAGACUAUAAGCUAGCUAUACUUUUCUUUAUUCGUAAGCAUUAUUAUAAUUAUUUAUUUUAGUGAGACCAAAGUUUUUUAACUCAAGCUGUAUGAUAAUUGUAAAUGUAAAAAGGUUGUCGAUUGUAAAAAUAAACUGUAACAAUUUAGUGUCGCUAUAGAUCUACGAAUGUCGAAUUGUUUUGGGGGUUCUCCAAUGUUCCUAAUGUCAGGGAGGCAUCAUGGUGUCUGUAGUCGAGUCAACGCCAAAUAUCGUGCCAAAAUCUUCUACUGAUGGACGACAUGCGUUAAUGAGAAAGUUACCAU
Messenger RNA from Ostrinia furnacalis (Asian corn borer), 2979 nucleotides. It is a transcript of the gene shakB, whose product is annotated as Innexin family member shaking B. The record is from RefSeq and is a predicted model, not a curated record. The transcript is spliced from 4 exons. Lineage: Eukaryota; Metazoa; Arthropoda; Insecta; Lepidoptera; Crambidae. Gene Ontology annotation, molecular function: gap junction channel activity. Gene Ontology annotation, cellular component: plasma membrane; gap junction. Bases 315 to 1436 code for a protein of 373 amino acids.